Messenger RNA from Symbiodinium pilosum, 1650 nucleotides. Lineage: Eukaryota; Dinophyceae; Suessiales; Symbiodiniaceae. The record is from the annotation of a GenBank genome assembly.
AUGAAGUGCGUGAAGCACGCCUUAGUUCUGCGUGCUUCCAUGAGGAAAUCCCUCCUAGCAGCGCUGUUUUUUGCAUCUGCCGGAGUGAUUUCCGCCAAGGAUUCCACAGAUAACCUCCAGUCCUUCCUGGACCAACUGCACAGGAGAUUAUCUGAGCAGCUGGAGUCGCAGCAGGAGCAACGAGAGAGCAGGCGCGACUGGUGCCAUGAGAAGCUUCAGCUCCUUGCAGACGAGGGCAAGCACGCUGAGGGAAUCAUUGAGGGCCUGCGCGGCACAAUUCGAAAACUGAAGAGCACCAAGGAUGAGAACAUCAUGUUGGUGCAGAUCACAGAGGAUGCGGCCAGCAGCGCAAAGACGCAGAGCCAGGAGCUUGCGCUGCAGCUGUCCACAAAGGCCCAACUUGCUGAAGCUCAGGAGCGGCUGAAGCUGCGAGGCAUGACUUCGUCAGCCACCCAUCGGUUUGCAGCAGCGCUGAGGCAGGCCUGUGAGGCCUCCGAGAAGCAGAGCACGCUGCAGCAGAAGGCCCUGCAAGAGCAGAUCCCCCUGCUCCAAAGCUCAACAGAGGCCAUCUCCGCUGCUGAGGCGCUUCACCGGAUUGACGAGUCCAAGGUGCGCACAGCACUCCGGGACGUGAGCUUGUUGCAGAUGGCCAGCGAAAGUGCUGCAGAGCUUCCCGACCUACUUUCUCUCUUUAGGUCCAAGCCAGCCAGCUACGAGGACAAGAUGGACGAGCUGUCCCUACCAUUCCAGUCCAGGCCAUCAGAUUCCCAGAUGCAGGACGUUCUCCCAGCCAUGCCACGGGAGCAGCGUCCGAGAGUGCUUGAGCUGAUCUCGAAAAUGCAUGGCGACGAGAAUUUGGAGCGAUCCAAGAAGCAGUCGUGGUGCAACGAGGAGCGCGAGCGGGAACAGGGCACCCUGGAGUCUGCGCGGACUUCCUCAAUGCUGUUUAGUGCCGAUGCCCGGGCACAUGACCGCAUCAAGGCGCAGCUUGAAGAUGAGUUGGCGCACAUCCAGAAGACGAGUGAGGAGUGCGACAAGGCCUUGCGCUUUAUUCUCCAAGACUCAAGUAAUACGUCCCAGGCACUGGAUUCCACCAAGCAGGACAGUACAGUCACUGCGAAGGUGCUUAACAAAGCACUGGACGGCCUUACAAGCCUCCGAGACCAGUGGUGGGGCCAAUCAGGGAAUAAUCCAGUCGAUGCGGCCAUGACAUCUCUGUCUGCCGUGAAGCAGUCAUUCCAGAAGCAAGCUGAAUCAUGCGAAGGCUUGCAGAAGGAGGCUGAAGGCACUUCCAAAGCCGUCGCAGGACGCGCCCAUGACCUGCUGGCUGCGCUGGAUGCAGAGGGGCGAAAGCUGGAGCUGACGCGCGAUUUUUACGUGAAGCGCCAGAGACGGAGCCAGUCCAUGAAGGACCUCUACGAUUCACAGGUCACCUCGGCCGAGUCAUACCUGCGGAACCUUGACCAGACGUGCGGCAAGAGCGCUCUCGAGCAGCAAUCGCACGAGAUGCAGGCCGAUGUGCGUGCUUUGAACGACGCCGAUAUGGUCUUCAGUGGCCAGACUAUCAAAGCUCCGCAACUUCUGCGAGGUUCAAAGGGCCUCACGCCAGUGCAGGAGGCAGCUUUGGCAAUGGGGGUUUCCGUUGACUGA